AUGGUGUCUGUCAAGGGGUUUCUAGUGGUGGUGAUGGUGGUGCCCUGUCUGAUUGGAUUGGUCUAUUUCAACUGUAAUGUGGAUGCUCUGAGAGGUGGGAUUGAGGGGAAAAGAAAGGGAAGUUUAGUACGGGGGGAGAAAAUUGGGGGUAUAGGCGAAGGAGGCAGUGGAUUUGGAGGAGGAGGAGGCAGUGGAUUUGGAGAAGGGGGAGGAGGCGGUGGGGGUUUUGGGGGAGGAGGAGGAGGAGGAGGAGGAGGAGGAGGAAUGGGGUUUGGGAGUGGUGGAGGAUUUGGGUGGAGCAACUCGAGACUUUUUGCUGCUUAUGUAGCUCUGCAGUCAUGGAAAAAGGCUAUUACAGAUGACCCAUUGGGAAUCACCAAGUCUUGGGUGGGAAAAGAUGUGUGCAGCUAUGUGGGGGUUUUCUGUGCUCCUCCUCUGGAUAAAUCAUGUGACAAAGUUGUUGCAGGGAUUGAUUUGAAUCAUGGACUUCUCCAGGGAUAUCUGGUGGAGGAACUGGGCCUGCUUACUGAUAUUGCUCUGUUCCAUCUCAAUAGUAAUAGGUUCAGUGGCAGCAUUCCUCUGGCUUUUAAGAACUUGCAGCUGUUAUCAGAAGUGGAUGUCAGCAACAACUGGUUGUCUGGGUUUUUCCCCACUGUGCUUCUGGAGUUACAGAGCCUGAUCUAUUUAGAUCUGAGAUUCAAUAAUUUUAAAGGUAGUCUUCCUCCAGAGCUUUUCAAUAAGAAGCUGGAUGCCAUCUUUUUGAACAACAAUUAUUUUGAGUUUGAAAUCCCUGCCAAUUUGGGGAACUCUCCAGCGUCUGUGAUUAGCUUUGCUAAUAACAAGUUGAGUGGAGGAAUUCCCCAGAGCAUUGGCAACAUGGGUGAGACUUUAAAUGAAGUUUUGUUUCUCAACAACCAGCUGUCUGGAUGCCUGCCUGAGGAGACAGGAAUGCUAGCUCAAGUGACUGUCCUGGAUCUCAGUUUCACAGGCUUGGAAGGCCACCUGCCCUUAUCACUGGCCUGCCUUCACAGUGUGGAGCAGUUCAUUCUGGCUCAAAACAAGUUCCAUGGAACCAUUCUUGAUGGCCUAUGCUCUUUACCCUCUCUCAUAAAUCUCAGAGUCUCUUACAACUAUUUUACAGGGGAGGGCUCAACUUGCCCUGCUCUCCCUGCCAGAGGAGUUGUCUUUGAUGAUUCACACAACUGCAUUCCAGGGCGUGGAGAUCAGAGAGCUACAGGGGAGUGUGCUGCAUUUGGUGUAAGCCCAAAGACAUGUAUAGAAAUGCCUCUUCCUUCUCAUCUGCUUUGUACUCCACCACCUCCCCCUCGUUUUUCAAUGCCAGUCCCUUCCUUUAUCUAUGCCUCCCCUCCACCACCUCCCCCUCAUUUUUCAAUGCCAGUCCCUUCCUUCAUCUAUGCCUCACCCCCUCCACCACCACCUUCUCCUCCUACUCCUCCUCCUCCUCAAUGUUCCUUCACUUCACCACCCCAUUGACUCCAUUGUUUCUUUUCAUAUUUACGUGCCGCUCCAAAACAUCUGUCCAUUUUUCUAUCCACUCUACACUAUGUCAUGUCACACUGCAGGAAGCAGAGCUCAGAUUUACUCCCUUGGGUUGUCAGUGUUAUGUUCUGGGCUCCAUUCUACAUGUAGUUUAUUUUGGGUUUUGCAUCGAUGGGGCCAUUUCUGGUCUGGCUUUAUGCUUUUGUAAGGAGAUAGUUUUUUUUCAAUGUCUGGAUGAAAAUAACAUUGUUUACACAACCAUUUCAGCUAAUGGUUCACCCCUUCAUAAGCUUGAUGCAAUUCAGAUGUGGAAAUGGCUUCCAUUAUUCUAAGAAAUAAAGGCAAAUAAGAUUUGUCAUCA
Molecule: messenger RNA, 1861 nt
Organism: Cryptomeria japonica (Japanese cedar)
Lineage: Eukaryota; Viridiplantae; Streptophyta; Pinopsida; Cupressales; Cupressaceae
Product: leucine-rich repeat extensin-like protein 1
Exons: 1
Coding region: 1-1494 (497 amino acids)
Molecular function (GO): protein binding
Source: RefSeq, a predicted model, not a curated record